UAAAAGCUUUGCACUCAUCUUGCUAAACAACGAAUCCGAAGGAUCAAUAGAAUAUGGAGAAAAUCAAGCCUUCGAUUACAAUGUUAACAACGAACUAGACCAGACGCAAAGCUGCCUUGAAUCAGGUUUCUGUGACGUCACUAAACCAGGCGCAUCUGUAGCUGAGCAUACUUGCAGGAGUGACGUUUUGCAUGCUUGUUCUUGCAAUGCUGAUUUCUCGAGAGUAGCUCACAGGAAACAUGCACUUUUCUACUUAGUAGAAAAUGAAGAGCAUAAUACCUGUAAUGAAGAAUUAUAUGACGUCACUAGUCCUUUUCCUACUGAGUUACAUGACAGGGAGAGUACGUCUUGUAACGAUGAGACACCGUGCGACAGACAGAUCGCCAUAAGCCAGACGAGGGACUUGCCGAAGAUCAAUGCUGUGUCGAGUCAAAGUUACACACAAAUUGAUGACAUGGCUCGAGAUGAGGCACAUCUCGACAUUACAAGGUCAGCCCUUCCAGAAGUCCGAGAUACAGGACAGAUGGGAGAUACCUCCAGUGGAGAAUCAUCACCUAACCAUCAGCCUCUGGGUUUAGACCACAUAGACAUCGCCAGUAAGGAAGCAGAUGUCUUGAGCAGUGAGAGUGGAGCAAUCAGACCACUAAUUCCUCCUGACGGAGACUAUGGCUGGGUCGUGGUGUUCAGCGGAUUUAUAGUCGCUCUUUUGUCCUCCGGCCUCAUGAGAUCUACCGGCGUAAUAUACGUAGCUACCUUGGAGACCUUCCCCGACUCAACUUCGAGGAUAGUUGGUUGGGUUCCAGGUGUACUAGCCAUACUGACUUUUGGGAUGUCCCCAUUAAGCAGUGUCCUUUCUCAGCGCAAGGGUUGUCGGUUCGUAACGAUUGUUGGCGCCUUUACGAGCUCAUUCGGAUUAUUCUUGAGUUACUUUGCUCCGAAUGUUACGUACUUAAUUUUCACGGCCGGUGUUCUGCUAGGAAUAGGAUCAGCUUUGUCAAUGACAGCAAGUAUUAUCAUCGUGGGCCAUUACUUUGUGAAGCGUAGAGCUUUAGCCCAGUCCAUUUCGUUGAGUGGCGCUAGUGUCGGUGUCUUCCUCCUUCCUCCUUUGAUCAAAGUGUGUCUGGAAGAAUUCAAAUUGAGAGGAACAUACUUGAUAUUAAGUGGUAUCGUGCUUCACAAUUGCAUCAGCGGAAUUCUCUUCAGGCCUGUAGAAUGGUAUUCGAAACCUGUUGCAGGCAAGAAUGAUGACGUCAAACCCUUGAAAAACAAACCAAAAUACUCAACCACAAACACUCCAGAAGAGGAAUCUUGUCCAACCUCAAACAAAGUCAUUGGAGGAGUAUACCAAUCUUUCAUUAAGAUUUUUGAUCUACAACUUUUAAAGAACCCAGUGUUCCUCUGCAUAUGCCUGGCUUACACCUUCACAAGUAUGGCAGUCCCCCAUGCUUUCUUUUACAUCCCCCCCCACGCAGACGCAGUUGGGAUAUCCAAAACUGACGUGAACACCUUAUUAUUGCUCACAGCGUUUGGAGACUUGGCUGGUCGGAUCUUCUUCGGCUGGAUAGCAGACAAGAAUCUUCUCCCGAGACGUUAUUGGUACACUUUAAAUAUUACUAUAGGGGGCGCUGCUGUCUUGACCGUCACCUUAGCUCACGACUUCGUCACGCAUGCAGCCUGUGGAGUGGUGUAUGGAAUAGGUUCAGGAGCUUGGUAUUGCCUCACACCAGUCCUCCUAGCGGAUUAUCAUGGAAAUGAAAAACUAGGCCCUACUAUCUCCUUGGCUCGACUCUUCCAAGGAUUCAGUAAUUUGUUAGUGCCUCUUGUAGCAGGUAAUCUCUACCAUUAUACCGGGGAAUAUUUGGCUGUUUUUGCCUUCUUCGGAUCGACCAUGCUCUUCGGUGCAUUGAUCACGUUACUGUUACCUCUGGCGGUGAAAUACGAUGAAAGGAGUGUCAUCUUGAAAGGAAAAGAAAAUAACUCAGUUUAAUCCAAAUUUCUUAAUGUAUAAAUAUAGCUUGAUGUCUAAAGCCGGUUGUUUAUCUUUAACAUAUAUAGAUCUAAAUAGUUAACCGAAAUUUUAAGGUGAAUUAUAAUAGAUCAGUCAGUAAUGCUAGAAACUUUGCUUUAUGAUUAUUAAGCGCCUGAAUAUCUUUUAGUGCUUAUUUUUGUAAAAGAUAAGUAAUAAAACAGUUACUGAGUGUUUCUUGAAAAAUAACACGAUUUAUAAUAUAACGUUUUACUUAAAUAUAUAUAAAUAAAGCUCUGAUCUCCGAGGCAUUUAAAAGUGAUGAUAAUUUUACAAAACUUCCAACUACAAUUUUCAAGGAAUGCAAAAGUUUAUUUUUUCAAUUUCUUGUCCUCAAAAUCUUAUAUAAGAUUUUAUUGUUUUAUAUUUAUCGGCAAAUUUAACUGAAAUGUAAAUGAGAAAGUGACAAAAUGCCAAAAGUUUAUUUUUUCAAUUUCUUGUCCUCAAAAUCUUAUAUAAGAUUUUAUUGUUUUAUAUUUAUCGGCAAAUUUAACUGAAAUGUAAAUGAGAAAGUGACAAAAUGCCAAAAGUUUAUUUUUUUUAAUUCAGCUGCUUCCCCCUUCUCUUAUUGUGUAGUUUUUUUAAGAUUACAUUUAAGAUUUUCUUGUUUUAUAUUGCUAGGCAGUUUUUAACUUAAUUGAAACUACAAACAAAAAAGUAACUGCUGAUAUACAAUUUCCAAAAGGAUAACUGUGAACAAAGUAAACAAUCUUAUUCUCAUACUGAACCCCUACAUUCUGGGGGAAAUUAAAAUAACUAUAAAAAGUUUCAUGAAGUUAUUUAAAAAAAAAUCACAUUAUAUCUUAAGAAAGAGGAAAACUACUGAGACUGUAAAAAGUUAUUUUGAAGAUUUAUAAAUAAAAAGUAUAUGUUUAUGAUUUUUUUCCCUGUUGAUUAUAGUGAUGUUUGAAUUACAUGUUGCUAAGGUUGUUGAGAUCAUGUCUGAAUUACAUGUUACUACGAUGGUUGAGAUUAUGUUUCAAUUAUAUGUUGCUAAAGUGGUUGAUUUCAUCAAACUACUUUAAACUGUCCAUUCGAAUUGUUCUCUAAAAGGAUUUAGCUAGGAAAAAACUUCAUGUUGGGACCAAUAUUUCCAAACUGGGUUCGUUUUAUGACCUGAAUGUUUAUUGCUGAUUCAAACCUGUUCCUAGUGACGCCAGGAGAUCAGAAAUUAGUCACGAUUAUAGUUGAAUGACAAAACAAAACUCCUAAAAGGUAAUUUUAUAAUAAAUAUAUUCAACUAUUCAAAUAAUCAAAUAAUGAUGACAUUAAUCUUAGUUUUCGUAUGAAAUGAGAUAUAACAAAGUCAUCAGUCUACAUACAGCUAGUUGUACAUAAUCUGAUAAAGGUUAUAGGAUUGUGUAUAGAUAUUUUGUUUGGAGCUGUAUAUUUUUACAUGGAAAACUACUUUGGAGAACUUUUAGAUCAAAUGAUAAUAAGAUGGAGAUAUUAAAACUUAACUUAAUCAGUAUUUUUAAAUUAUCUUUGAAGUAACUUGGUAAUGAAAUAUUAGGAAAUAAAUUAACAAAUGCAUUUGUAUCUUGAAUAAUAUUCAUCAGUUAUAUUUUAGAAGACUUAUGAACAUAUUUUUUAGAUACUAAUUUUUUUCUAAAAAUAUGAUUUAAAUAAGUGUGUGCACCCAGUUUUACUGAAAACAUUAUAAGAAUGAUUGAACUGGUUUAUUGUACUUAACUGAACUAUUGAUUAUCUGUUAGGGUUGUAUAAAUGAUUGUGAAGUGAUUAUUUUCUGAACUAGUUAAAUGAUGAAAAAUGAACGUUGAAAUAGCCCUUUGUUGCCUGUGUUAUCUUGAGCUAGAAUGCUAUUUCACAAGAAAUAAAAGUUAACUUGUGUGUUGUUAAA
This is a messenger RNA of Limulus polyphemus (Atlantic horseshoe crab), 3887 nucleotides long. RefSeq names its product monocarboxylate transporter 12-like. Bases 455 to 1987 code for a protein of 510 amino acids. Gene Ontology annotation, biological process: transmembrane transport; monocarboxylic acid transport. NCBI's taxonomy places the organism in Eukaryota, Metazoa, Arthropoda, Merostomata, Xiphosura, Limulidae. The transcript has 4 exons. The record is from RefSeq and is a predicted model, not a curated record. Gene Ontology annotation, molecular function: monocarboxylic acid transmembrane transporter activity.